UCUCGAGCUACAAAUCCACAUUCACGAUCUGCAGAUGAGGAGGCAUUCUUGGAAUGUAUCGAGGCUAUCGAAGCCAAUCUAGAAGACGUCAACAUUAUCAAAAAAGCUAGCGAUAAAGAAAAAAAAUGGUGGAUUAAUGGAAAUUAUAAGGCAAUUGAUGAGGAAAGACUGCCUCUGGGUCUUAUGGAAAAUGUAACGUACCGUGAAUAUGAAAAGAAAGUGAAAUUGCAAACGCAGCCUUCACCAAUCUAUAAUUUCAAGAAUGCUGGAGCGACAACUUGUCUUGGUUCGGGGCGAAGAUCUGCCAGACAAGCAGACACUUCAUCUGUGCCCAAUCGCUUACCUAUACCAUCUCCUCAUCCAAGUGAUGUUCAGGGUAAUCCCUGGCCAACCGUAGUCUGUGAGGUUCCCGAUCCAGAGGAAGGAUACGAAUGGAUGUCCAUUGCGUCGCUUAACAGUUCAGUAAUGUUUCCUUCAAGCGGGUCAAGCACGGGGAAGGUUCCAGCCAAUUCAAACGGGAGGAAUCAUGCUGAUCAACCCAUCUUGUUUAACCCACAAAAUCGCAGUACGAAUUUGGGACCAUUGAUAGACAUCAAAGUUCAUAUACGUAAUGGUUGCUCAGCCCAGGGAAUUCUUACCGAGACAAUUGCGCCAGAAUGUGUUUAUCAAGGCUGUACUCCACCAUAUCCACCAUAUCCGUUUGCAGGGAAU
Acaulospora morrowiae is the source of this 711-nucleotide messenger RNA. NCBI's taxonomy places the organism in Eukaryota, Fungi, Glomeromycota, Glomeromycetes, Diversisporales, Acaulosporaceae. The record is from the annotation of a GenBank genome assembly.